Messenger RNA from Etheostoma cragini (Arkansas darter), 1125 nucleotides. RefSeq lists its product as uncharacterized. Lineage: Eukaryota; Metazoa; Chordata; Actinopteri; Perciformes; Percidae. The record is from RefSeq and is a predicted model, not a curated record. Gene Ontology annotation, biological process: intracellular iron ion homeostasis; iron ion transport. Gene Ontology annotation, cellular component: cytoplasm. The coding region runs from base 254 to 790 and encodes 178 amino acids. The transcript is spliced from 5 exons. Gene Ontology annotation, molecular function: ferric iron binding; ferrous iron binding.
AGUUGGGACCAGUGAUUGUCAGGAUCAAAGAUGGGCUUAAUAGUUGGGUAAUCAUAGAAGGGAGGAAAAUAUAUUUAACGAGUGAUUAAUACCAAUAGGAGGCAGUAAUGCAACAUGUGGGAUAUCAACUGCCGUAAAACCCUUAAGAAGAAGAUGAUCUGAACACAAAAGCGAGCGAGCUAACUAGCUAGCUGUUUCGGGUAAUUUAAACAAGACUGCCAGCCGCAGUCCUGGCGAAAGAGGGGAUAGCGUCAUGGACCCAAAAAUGCAGUCUGUUGUCAAACAAAACCUCCAUUCGGAGACCGAAGGAGACCUCAACAAACUCGUCAACCUGAAGCUGAAUGCAUCCUACGCCUACCUUUCUCUGGGGAUGUAUUUUGACAGGGACGAUGUUGCCUUGCCAAAAUUCUCUACUUUUUUCCUGGAGCUCUCCGUGAAAGAGAGGGAACAGGCUGAGAAGCUGCUGGAAUAUCAGAACAUGAGAGGGGGUCGAAUUUUGCUCCAGACUAUUGCUAAACCAAGUAGAGAGGAUUGGAGAGGUGGUCUGGAUGCAAUGUCCUUUUCCCUGGACUACCAGAAGUCCCUAAACACAUGUAUCCUUGAGGUCCACCGCAGAGCUGGCGUCCACACUGACCCUCAUCUGUGUGACUUCCUUGAGCAGCACUUCCUGAAUGACAGCCAUGACACCAUCAAGAAGCUGGGCGACUACAUUGGCAGUCUGACCCGCAUCACUGCGUCUGAGACACACGGUCCUAUGGGAGAAUACCUCUUUGAUAAACAUACUCUUUAAACGAGUAUAGUGAAACAAGCUCAUUUCAAACGAUAUGGGGAACAGGGGAAACAUGUUGUCAGUUAAGAAAACUAUGCAAUAUUAUCAGUUUACCACAAACUUGUUUUUACUCAUACACUGGAAAAAGUAAUGUUCUCAUUAUUAUGGUGCUUAAAAACUACGAUUUUUCUUAAGUUGUUAAUGAGUUUCUUGUUGUUUAGACUGCAUCAUGAUUCAUGCAUUUCAGUGUCAUUAGUUUUAACCCACAUCUUUUGUAAGAAUGCAUACUAUUUUGAGUCAAAUGGAUAGUUUAAGGUUUGGCGUAUCAUUGAAUAAAGCCAAACUAUGCUGACAUA